Prunus armeniaca (apricot) is the source of this 228-nucleotide messenger RNA. NCBI's taxonomy places the organism in Eukaryota, Viridiplantae, Streptophyta, Magnoliopsida, Rosales, Rosaceae. The record is from the annotation of a GenBank genome assembly.
AUGUCGCAAGGCGAUGUGAUUAGGCAGGAGGGUGCCGGAGGCAACACAAAGCUCGCUUGUCGCAAGGCAAUGUGGCUAGGCACGAUGGUGCUGAAGGCGACACAAGGUGUGGCUAGGCAUGGGGGUGCCGAGUGCAAAACAAAGCUUACAUGUCAUAGAGCGAUGUGGCUAGGCACGGUGGUGCCGAAGGCGAUACAAGGCUCGCAUGUCGCAAGGCGAUGUGAUUAG